This is a messenger RNA of Chenopodium quinoa (quinoa), 4987 nucleotides long. Its product is annotated as protein FAR-RED ELONGATED HYPOCOTYL 3-like. The transcript is spliced from 8 exons. Gene Ontology annotation, molecular function: zinc ion binding. Lineage: Eukaryota; Viridiplantae; Streptophyta; Magnoliopsida; Caryophyllales; Amaranthaceae. The coding region runs from base 1526 to 4069 and encodes 847 amino acids. Gene Ontology annotation, biological process: regulation of DNA-templated transcription. The record is from RefSeq and is a predicted model, not a curated record.
UCCCUCUUUUUUCUGAGUACUUUCUUUUUAAUUUUCUCUCUCCUCUUUCUCUCUCUUCUAAUUUUGCUGAUUAAUUACAACUUAUUUGUGUUUUGAUUGUUAGAUUCUGAUUAUAAUGGUGAUUUUGAUUUGAGGAAUUGUGUUAUUUUUUGGAUUUUGAUUGGUUUGGUUUUGGUUUUUGAUCAGGAAUUUUUGAACUAAGGUUAACCUAAUUGUUGAAUUUGUUCGUGAUUUGAUGUUUGUAAUGUUGUUAAUUGUGAUUUUGGGGAUUCGAUUGAAGUAUUACUAAACUGGAAUUACUACUGACUGAACAAACUGAUGUAACUACGAAAUGAGCUAUGAGUAUAAUAGUGUUGAUGUAGACGGGAUUCGAUCUCAAUAUUUUGGACGAAUUUUAGUAUUUAACUAUUAGUUGGCAUUCAUACGAUUAAGUUAGUUGACAUUCACAUUUAUAAAAUUUGAGACUAAAUUGACAAGUCGUUAACAUUUGACAUUUCAUUGUAUUGUUAUGCUUGUGUUUUGGAUCAUCUGAAAAUGAAAUCGUGUGUACGUUGGAGGUUCUGGUAGGAGAAAUUUCGGUAGUAGUAAUUGUUUUGUAGUGAUGAGAUGAUUUUAAUCCGGAAAAUAGCUUCGAAGAAUCUAAUGAUGAACAUGUAUUUGUGUGAAAUCUUUAUCAUGUUGGUGCAUUUAUGAGCUUUAAUUUGUUUAUGGAGGCUUCAUGCAGUUAGUAUGCCAUUUUGAUUCAUGAAUGUAUGAUUCGACAAUGAAAUUUGAACGUAUGCCCAAUUGCCCAGCUGAAUUUGUUUGAUUUUAUCUGUAGUAAUGGUGUACUUAUGUCAAUUUUGUAUCUGAAUCUGUUAGUUUUUAUCUAUAGUGAUGGUGUAAUUCUAUCACUUUUUGUAGAGGACAUGCUUUUUUGAUAGUCUUUUUAUGGUGUCUGCUUGAUUGAUUUUGGUUGAACACCCUCCUUCCCAAUGCAAUUUCUGGCUUUUAAUCUUUGAUCCGCUGACAUGUGUAAGAGAGUCCGAAUAUGUAUGGUGUCUUAGCUAUGGUGUUCCGAGGGUAUCUAGCAAGUUAUCCCUUCCCACUGCAGCAAGUUGUGAUAAAAUUUUGAAUGAUUAUUUGAACUGUCUUACCAAUCUGUUGUGAACUGCAAGCUAUCUGUGACCCUAUUUCGCUGUUAACAGAUGCUUUCAUGCUAACUUAAUGCCUUUUGGAUACCCUUGCAAUGUGUUUGGGUGAGAGAAUUAUAAGGGAGACAAAAGGGAGGGAAAGUAAUGGAUUCAUAUUACUAUAUCUGGAUAUGAAUUGGUGAAGAGAGGGGAAGGGAAAUGGAGAGAGCCAAUAACCUUUGCCUUUUACUAAACCAAAUGUUGCAAAGCUCAAAAGAUUUGAAGAGAAAACAUAAGCUCAUUUCUCUCUCUAUGUCCCUCACUUCCCCUUUAUAUUUUAAUGCACUGUUUGUGUUGGGGGUCUCACAUCCUUAUUUUUGGAGGAAGCUUAUUGUUGGAAGCAGUUUGGUGUCAUGGAUAUAGAUCUUAGGCUACCAUCUGGGGAAGAAGAAGAUCGGCAAGAUGAAGAUCUAACCACUGAUAGUAAUUUGUUGGACAGAGAAGACAGAUUAGAUAACAGCGGGGAUGCAGAGACUGUUCUUGUUGUUCCAGAUGUGCAUGCUGAAGAGGAACUAGCUCUGAAUUCUAUCACACCAGAUCUGGUUGAAUAUAAGGAAGAUGUGAAUCUAGAGCCUCUACAUGGUAUGGAAUUUGUAUCUCAUCAGGAAGCAUAUGCUUUUUACCAGGAAUAUGCCAGGUCAAUGGGAUUUAACACAGCCAUUCAAAAUAGUCGUCGUUCAAAGACAUCAAGAGAGUUCAUAGAUGCAAAAUUUGCAUGUUCUAGGUAUGGGACCAAAAGGGAGUAUGACAAAGGCAAUCGGCCCCGUAUUCGACAAUGUAAUAAGCAAGAACCUGAAAGUGCUACUGGCCGUCGAUCAUGUGGUAAGACGAACUGCAAAGCAAGCAUGCAUGUAAAAAGGAGGCCAGAUGGAAGGUGGGUGAUUCAUAGUUUUAUCAAGGAGCACAACCAUGAACUUUUACCUGCUCAAGCGGUCAGUGAGCAAACGAGAAAGAUGUACGCUGCUAUGGCUAGAAACUACGCCGAAUAUAAAAAUGUGGUUGGGCUAAAAAAUGACGCAAAGAUCCCCUUUGAUAAGAACCGCAAUUUGUUACUAGAAGCAGGGGAUGCUAAGCUGUUGCUUGACUUCUUCACCCAGAUGCAAAAUGUGAAUUCUAACUUCUUUUAUGCUGUUGAGCUGAGUGAUGAUUUGCGAUUGAAGAGUUUAUUAUGGAUUGAUGCCAAAAGUAGGCAUGAUUACGUAAGUUUUAGUGAUGUGGUCUCCUUUGAUACAACCUACAUUAGAAACAAGUAUAAAAUGCCUCUUGCUCUUUUUGUUGGGGUCAAUCAACACUAUCAGUUCAUGCUGCUUGGAUGUGCUAUUGUUUCUGAUGAAACCCCAGCAACAUAUUCAUGGAUAAUGCAGACUUGGUUGAAAGCAAUGGGUGGACAAGCUCCCAAAGUAAUCAUUACUGAUCAAGAUGAUGCUAUUAAAUCAGCUGUUUCUGAAAUUUUUCCAAAUACUCGCCAUUGCUUUCAUUUGUGGCAUAUUCUGGGAAAGGUUUCAGAGAAUCUUGGUCAUAUUAUUAAGAAGCAUGAGAAUUUUAUGGCUAAGUUUGACAAAUGUAUUUAUAGGUCAUGGAGUGAUGAAGAAUUUGAGAAGAGGUGGGAGAAGCUUGUUGUAAGAUUUGAACUCAAUAAGGAUGAUGAGUGGAUUCGCUCACUUUAUGAUGACCGUAAAUUAUGGGUUCCAACGUACAUGAAGGAUUCCUUUUUAGCUGGCAUGUCAGUUGUCCAGCGAUCCGAGAGUGUUAAUUCUUAUUUUGACAAGUAUGUACAUAAAAAGACUACGGUGUCAGAUUUUAUAAAGCAAUAUGACACCAUCAUUCAAGAUAGGUAUGAAGAGGAAGCCAGAGCAGAUUCUGAUACAUUGAAUAAACAGCCAGCUUUAAAAUCUCCAUCUCCGUUUGAGAAGCAUAUGUCAACUUUAUAUACACAUGCAAUGUUCAAGAAAUUUCAAGUUGAGGUAUUGGGUGCUGUUGCCUGUCAUCCUAAGAGAGAAAGACAAGAUGAGCUGAUCAUAACUUUCAAGGUUCAAGAUUUUGAAAAGAAUCAAGACUUUGUGGUUACAUGGAAUGAAAUGAAAUCAGAAGUUUCUUGCAUAUGCCAUUUGUUUGAGUACAAAGGUUUCCUUUGUAGACAUGCAAUGAUUGUUCUCCAAAUCUGUGGACUUUCCAUGAUUCCACCUCAAUACAUAUUGAAGCGGUGGACAAAAGAUGCCAAAGAGAGGCAUUUGAUGGGAGAAGUGAUGGAACAAGUACCAUCUCGAGUCCAACGGUAUAAUCACUUGUGUAAUCGGGCAAUGAAAUUAAGUGAAGAAGGGUCAUUAUCCCAAGAGAGUUACAAUCUCGCCCUCCGUGCUCUAGAUGAAGCAUAUACCAAUUGCAUUGGUGUGAAUGAUGCUUGCAAGACACAUAUGGAAGUUGGAACAUCAGCUACUCAUGGGCUUCUCAGCAUUGAGGAUGGCAGUCCUAGCAGAAGUUUUAGCAAGGCCACAAAAAAGAAGAAUCCGACCAAAAAACGGAAGAUGAACACUGAAGCAGAGGCUAUGGCUAUUGGGUCACAGGAUGGCUUGCAACAAAUGGAUAAGUUAGGCUCCAGACCAGUUACCACUCUUGAUGGAUUCUAUGGCACACAGCCGGGUGUGCAAGGAAUGGUGCAACUGAAUUUGAUGGCUCCAACACGUGAGAAUUACUAUGGAAAUCCAGCUGCUAUUCAAGGACUUGGACAAUUGAACUCAAUAGCACCUAGCCAUGAGGGUUACUAUGGUCAACAAAGCAUGCAUGGGCUGGGGCAGAUGGAUUUCUUCCGCACACCAACUGGUUUCCCUUAUGGUAUUCGGGAAGAGGCCAAUGUCAGGCCUGCACAAUUGCAUGACGAUGGAGCUAGACAUUCUUAAAAGAUAUCCUUUACCCUUUCGCCCUAUCAAAAUAGCUCAUUCUGGUGAUUGGAGCAUGAAGGGACUUAUGGAAAUUGGAAAAUGUGCUUAUCUGGAAUUGAAGAUUGAAGCUCCUCUUGAUGUUGUGCAAUUUGAAAGAUGCACAGAAAUGGCGUGCUCCUUCCUGAUGUCUGUGAAAUAUGGGAGACAAUGAUAUUGCUUUAGUUUCAUGUGAAAGUAGACUUGGGGCUUUGCAAUCACUCAUAUCAUUCUAGCAUUAGAUUUUAAAUGUUCAACCUGUUGUAACUUGUAUAAUUUAUACAUGCAUGUAUUUAUAAUAAGUGUAAUUUGCAGCCAUUAUGAUUUUUGAAAGCAAAGUAAGGUUUCAUGCUUUUCUAUUGGUGCUGUUUUCUUAGUAAAGGCAUUGGAUCAGGUUGCUUCCAUCUGCAAUGUUGUAGACUGAUCCUGAAGUGAUCGAGGCGUCACAACUCCGAUAUUCAUAAUCAGUUGUCCAAGAGUGUGGACACGUUGACACGUUGUGCUGCAAGGACAGUUGCUAAAAGGCCCCUUGAUAUUGAAGGAUAACUGUACGGGAUAAUCAAUCACCCAUCUAUCUAGUUUCCAUCGCUAGAAAAUACUGUACUCACUUCAAGUGUCUUUUUGUAUGAAGUCUACAUCGGGCUACUCCAUUAUGAACGUGUUUAAGUCUCAACUCUGCGAAACUAAAAUUGCACCAGGCUUGUGGUGAACUGAAUAUAUCCCAAGUGCUUGAUUCGUACGGUGUAUAUUUAGGGGAGAAGUAAUGGAAGAGAACUAGAGAUGAGCCUUAUGGAAAGGGAAGAAUUGUACUUCUCUUUUCGUUCUAAAUGUUCCCAUGGGGGAUAAAAAAAAAACAUUGGUACUUUGUGAUAAUAUAAAAUACUACCUUCAAUUUAUUUC